AUGUUGGAUAUUGCGCUUCAGAGAAGACCAAUGCCUCUUUUCCAUGAGAUACCAAGCAAAAGCAUUCAGCGAAUUAAAGAGAGUGUUCCGGUUAUCAUUGGAGCAGUUGGCGAAGAGAUUGAAUUGCGAUGUCCUGCUACUGGUGUACCUGACGUAUACAGUGAAGUGAAGUGGGAAAAAGUUAACGGGGAAUUACCGUAUGCCUAUUCAAUCCGCCAAGGUAUUCUGUAUUUGAAAGAUGUUAAACGAACGGAUGAAGGAGUUUACAGAUGCAUCACACGGACUGAUUCCGGUUUGGCAACUGUUACACAUGUUCAUUUGAGAGUCUCCGAUUUUGUGCCAAUGUUUGGUGGAAACGACUACAUGGAACUGAAACCAUUAACCGACGAACAGUGGAGUGAUAUUAAUCUGAAAAUUUCAUUCAAACCCAAAUUACCUAAUGGUUUGUUGAUAUAUACAGAACGACAACAUGAGAAUAAUCCGGAUGAGAUAGUCAAUUACUUGAGUAUAGGAUUAAAAAAUGGCCAUGUAAUUUAUCGAUAUAAUAUCGGCGCUGGACCAGCCGAGUUAAUGAGUACAUAUCCAGUAGUAAUGGAUGAGUGGCAUAAAAUUGAAAUUGUCAAUCAACCAAAUCAAGCUACAUUACUAGUUGAUGAAGAUGAUGCUAUUGAACAAGAUAAUUAUUAUUUCAAUACUGGUGAAGGUAUAUCCAAUAUUGUAAAUGUUGCUGGUACCAAAGAUAAAACAAAAUUGGAACGUACUACCUUUGAACAACCAUUUGUCGGAUCGAUUAGUUCGUUAACAAUAUCCGAUGAAAAGAUCGAUUUUGGUGAAGAUGCCGUGGCUAAAUCACCAAAUAUACAAAAAGAUACGGGAUGUUCAUUAGGAUUGUGCCAACACAAUUCCAUUUGCAUACCAAUGAAUGUCCACAACGGUUUCAUAUGUGACUGCUCAAGUGCCAAAGGCUAUGAAGUUAUUUGUGGAGCUGGAACAUGCGAGUAUCGGUCAGAUGGUACUCAAUCAUGCCGUUGUCCAGUCGGACGAUAUGGUGACCGAUGUCAGUUAUUGGAAAGUGAAGAUGUCGUCGAAUCUGUUCAAUUCAAUGGCGAAACUUCGUACAUUGUAUUACCAAAAUCAAGAACACUUCGCAAUUUCAGCCUAAAAAUGGAAAUCGAGCCACGCUCAAGAAACGACCAAUUAUUAGCAUAUGAAGCAAGUGAUUACAAUCCAAAACGAUCCAAUUAUUUAGCGUUUGCAAUACGUCGCGGAAAAUUUGUUUAUUUUUACAGUAGUAACGAUGGUAAUAUAGAAAUUGAAUCACCAAGUGAAGUGGAAACAAAUGUACCGUAUCAUCUUGAUCUAAAACGAUUCGGUAAUCGAGCAGAAGUGCGGAUAAACGGUACGAAAAUUCCAAGUCGCGGCAAACUUUCAACAUUUUUGCCAGGAACCAACUUAUUUAUUGGUGGUAUACCUUCGGGUAUUACGGUCAAUCCGAGAAUUGGUGGUGCUGCCUCAUUUAAAGGAUGCAUUUCGAAGAAAUUGAGUGCACUAACAUAUAAGAGUCGGUUCCCAUCAAUGAGGAAAGGUUUAUAUAUGGAUCCCUUUAGAGCGAUUGUUCUAAACGGAAAGGAUAUAAAUUUGGCUGAGAUAUUGAAAAAAUCAUCAUAUGAUGUAACGGUAUGUAAACCGUAUACCAUUGAAGAAGACGAAGACAUUAUUCAUAUACCAUUCACUUGGGCUACACCGAUAUCAACGACACGUACAACAAUACGUAUUACGACGUCAAAAUAUCCACGAAUUAAAUCAAUCGAAAAGGAUGAAGAGAUAAAAGAUGAGGUUGAAACAACAGAUGUGACGACAUUACAUCCGAAAGAACGUAUAAAAACUACACCGUGCACCGGUGAAGCUCGUGAAAACAAAAAGAAAAUACAACAUAUCACAAUUUAUAUAAAUUAUAUGUGA
This is a messenger RNA of Acanthocheilonema viteae, 1962 nucleotides long. NCBI's taxonomy places the organism in Eukaryota, Metazoa, Nematoda, Chromadorea, Rhabditida, Onchocercidae. The record is from the annotation of a GenBank genome assembly.